This is a messenger RNA of Aspergillus bombycis, 1518 nucleotides long. Its product is annotated as FAD-binding oxidoreductase. NCBI's taxonomy places the organism in Eukaryota, Fungi, Ascomycota, Eurotiomycetes, Eurotiales, Aspergillaceae. Gene Ontology annotation, molecular function: oxidoreductase activity; FAD binding. Bases 1 to 1518 code for a protein of 505 amino acids. The record is from RefSeq and is a predicted model, not a curated record. The transcript is spliced from 4 exons.
AUGGUUAUGAGGUCAUUCAAGUUUUGGGCGUCCAGCCUUCUCUACGCGACACUUCUGAGAGAAUGUCACGCUCAACAAUCUGAUGCCAGCAUUGGCUCUGAGCUUGGUGGGAAGCUGUCAAGUGAUGCCAGCAUUUACUUCCCUGGAAAUGAUGCGUUCAAUAAUGCUACUGCGCGCUGGUCGCAGUAUGGCAAGCCGAACAUCAGCGUUGUUGUGGAGGUUGCGAACAAGUAUGAUGUUGCCGAAACGGUGAAAUAUGCCACCAAGUACGAUGUACCAUUCAUUGCCAUCAGUGGGGCCCAUGGAAAUAUUGAGAGCCUGGAAAAUGUUCACCAGGGAAUUGAGAUUUGGCUGCACAAGCUUAACACAGUCGACAUCUCGGAUAAAGGCGACACUGCCACCUUUGGUGGUGGUAUCCUCUCGCACCAGGUUAUUGAGGCCUUGUGGGCAGCUGGUAAACAGACCGUCACCGGUGUCUGUGACUGCACUGGAUUCCUCGGACCGGCUCUCGGUGGUGGCCAUGGGUACCUGCAAGGACGCCACGGCCUGAUCGCCGAUAACUUUGUUUCCUUAGAAGUCGUGACUGCUGAUGGAGAGAUUCGGACCGCGACACGAAAAGGGCCCGAGUCCGACCUGUUCUGGGCGAUGCAGGGCGCUGGUCACAACUUUGGCAUUGUGACCUCCGUCACCCAGAAGAUCUACGACGUCCCGAACGAUGGCGUUUGGGCCUUUGUCAAGCAUACCUACACCCAAGACAAGCUGGAGCUUCUCUUCCAGUACCUUAACAUCCUCGGAGAUAGUGGCAGACAGCGCGUUGACGUGAUGUACUGGGCUACCAUUUCCCGCGACGCGGAGCUGGAUCCUGUCAACCCCAUCAUCGACAUCUUCGUCCUGCAGGAGGGCGUCGCAACCCUGGAUGAAACGGUAUCGGUGUCUCUACUUAACUUUGCUCCUGUGAAGACCGUCACCCAGUCCGGCCCGUACGCGGACAUUACCAAAUGGACAGAAUUCGACAUGAGCUCGCGCACCUGUGAGAAGGGUGCCGAAGGCCCCCAAAUCGUCCGUUUCCCCAUCAACCUGAAGAGCUACAACUUGGAGGCGCUGCGCACCGCAUUCAAUGCCUUCGCCGAGGAAACCGUUGCCAACCCCGACUUCCAACAUUCUACUAUCAUGCUCGAGGGAUACUCCAACCAAGGCGUCCAGGCCAUCGACGAAGCCUCCACCGCUUACGCUCACCGUGCUGACACCAUCCUUGUCUCCUCUGUCAUCAUCUUCGAGAAUGCGACGGACCGGGCUGCAGCUGAUGUCUUCGGCGAUCGCGUGCGCGAUAUCUUCCACGAGGGCAGCGGGGAGUCUGAGAAGCACGUGUACGUGAACUACGCAUCUGGCGACGAGCCGCUGGAGACUAUGUACGGAUAUGAGCCAUGGAGACAGAGCAAGCUGUCCGCGUUGAAGAGGAAGUACGAUCCUGACAACAGAUUCGGAUUUUAUGCCCCUAUCCCUGCGGCGGACUGGUAG